Molecule: messenger RNA, 1515 nt
Organism: Eubalaena glacialis (North Atlantic right whale)
Lineage: Eukaryota; Metazoa; Chordata; Mammalia; Artiodactyla; Balaenidae
Gene: ONECUT2
Product: one cut homeobox 2
Exons: 2
Coding region: 1-1515 (504 amino acids)
Biological process (GO): regulation of transcription by RNA polymerase II
Cellular component (GO): nucleus
Molecular function (GO): RNA polymerase II cis-regulatory region sequence-specific DNA binding; DNA-binding transcription factor activity, RNA polymerase II-specific
Source: RefSeq, a predicted model, not a curated record
AUGAAGGCUGCCUACACCGCCUAUCGAUGCCUCACCAAAGACCUAGAAGGCUGCGCCAUGAACCCGGAGCUGACAAUGGAAAGUCUGGGCACUUUGCACGGGCCGGCCGGCGGCGGCAGCGGCGGGGGCGGCGGCGGGGGCGGCGGGGGCGGCGGCGGGGGCCCGGGCCAUGAGCAGGAGCUGCUGGCCAACACCAGCCCUCACCACGCGGGCCGCGGCGCCGCUGGCUCGCUGCGGGGCCCGCCGCCGCCGCCAACGGCGCACCAGGAGCUGGGCACGGCGGCAGCAGCUGCAGCGGCGGCGUCGCGCUCGGCCAUGGUCACUAGCAUGGCCUCGAUCCUGGACGGCGGCGACUACCGGCCCGAGCUCUCCAUCCCGCUCCAUCAUGCCAUGAGCAUGUCCUGCGACUCGUCCCCGCCCGGCAUGGGCAUGAGCAACACCUACACCACGCUGACGCCGCUCCAGCCGCUGCCGCCCAUCUCCACCGUGUCGGACAAGUUCCACCACCCGCACCCGCACCCCCACCACCACCAUCACCACCACCACCACCACCAGCGCCUGUCGGGCAACGUCAGCGGCAGCUUCACCCUCAUGCGCGACGAGCGCGGGCUCCCGACCAUGAACAACCUCUACAGCCCCUACAAGGAGAUGCCCGGCAUGAGCCAGAGCCUGUCCCCGCUGGCCGCCACACCGCUGGGCAACGGGCUGGGCGGCCUCCACAACGCGCAGCAGAGCCUGCCCAGCUACGGGCCCCCGGGCCACGACAAAAUGCUCAGCCCCAACUUCGACGCGCACCACACUGCCAUGCUGACCCGCGGUGAGCAACACCUAUCCCGCGGUCUGGGCACCCCGCCCGCGGCCAUGAUGUCGCACCUCAACGGCCUACACCACCCGGGCCACGCUCAGUCCCAUGGGCCGGUGCUGGCGCCUAGCCGUGAGAGGCCACCCUCGUCCUCUUCGGGAUCGCAGGUGGCCACAUCAGGCCAGCUGGAGGAGAUCAACACCAAAGAGGUGGCCCAGCGCAUCACCGCCGAGCUGAAGCGCUACAGCAUCCCACAGGCGAUCUUCGCGCAGAGGGUGUUGUGCCGGUCUCAGGGGACUCUCUCCGACCUGCUCCGGAACCCCAAACCGUGGAGUAAACUCAAAUCUGGCAGGGAGACCUUCCGCAGGAUGUGGAAGUGGCUGCAGGAGCCCGAGUUCCAGCGCAUGUCUGCCUUACGCCUGGCAGCGUGCAAACGCAAAGAGCAAGAACCAAACAAAGACAGGAACAAUUCCCAGAAGAAAUCCCGCCUGGUGUUCACCGACCUCCAACGCCGAACGCUCUUCGCCAUCUUCAAGGAGAACAAACGCCCAUCCAAGGAGAUGCAGAUCACCAUUUCCCAGCAGCUGGGCCUGGAGCUCACGACCGUCAGCAACUUCUUCAUGAAUGCCCGGCGCCGCAGCCUGGAGAAGUGGCAGGAUGAUCUGAGCACAGGGGGCUCCUCGUCCACCUCCGGCACCUGUACCAAAGCGUGA